UUUACCACAUCCAUCAGGGGUGUUCUAAACGAGGCGAAAUCCCCCGAAUUUGUGCCAAUGCCAAACUCCCUCUUCCUUCGCCAAAUACGUACGGACGUGCCGCUUUUGUUGAGAACAAGCCGAUGUGGCCCAAAGGAAACAUUUCCGGCAAAUUGUGCAGAAAGCACACGACCGGUUAGAGGCACAUGGAACAGAGUACGCAACUGGUUUGGGGUUGUUCCAUCUCUUCGUCCCAAGGCCAAUAGACAUCGUAAAAGUGGCAUGGACCUCUGUGGCUGCCGUAGCAAAUCUCAACUGCAUUUGUUUUAAGCUCAUGAAAUACGCAAUAAUUCGGGAGAAUUGGUACAGCACGAGCUUCGCUCCACAUGAGUUGACGGGAAAUGAUCCUUGUGUUGCUCGCUUUCGGUGCCGCCGUUAGACAGUGGCCCCGCCUGGAUGUUGCUCAAUUGAUUGGCUUUCAGGGCUGGUUGGCACCGAUGAAGGUCGUUCUGCGACGGCGUGGUUUCACGCAGAGCGCCGGUAUUGGUGAUGGUAGUGAAUCAACCCUUAAAAAACGUGAUGCUGAAACACUCCGGAACAAUGUGAAAUGCCAGUUGCCGGGGUGCUCCAAUCCUGUUCACGUCGACCGCAAGAGCAACAAGGUGUUUGAUCACUGCUGCAGGGGCCAUGCCAUCCAGCAUCAAAACCCACUACAGCCUGCAAGCCAGUCUGCUGCGGACAUUUCAGAUUUCCAGCAACCGUGUUUGCUCCCGGGGUGUAAGUUAAUGGGAUUUGUAGACAAGACCACGGGAGUAAGCUACGACUACUGCGGCAAGGCCCACGCUAACGAGGCAGCAAUGCGAAUGUCCGGUGUAGCACCGAAGAUGGGCUCUACCACGACAAUGAUCGACCAUUCGGGCUUGCGGGCACCCUCCAGCGGCGGCGACACUUUCUUGCCACCGUGUAAACACAGCGGAUGCACGCGCCCGUGCGCUGCAGAUGCCAAGACUGGACUUGUCCACGACGUUUGCCAAACCCAUUUUUCUGGUGCUGCAAAUUCCACUACUUAUAUCGUUGCGGGCGGCACCUCAGCCGACUCGUUUGCGGCAAUGGGAGGGACGGUGGGCAUCAUCAAGAUCUCCUCUAUCGCGCAGGCGGCACCACCCCCGCCAUCAGCAUCUUCAGCAUCCGGCCGGGUGACGCUCCCGUCGGCGGUUUCGUCGGGUCAGUGUCAGCUGGACGGGUGCGCGAAGCUGAGCGCGAUCGACACCCGCACCGGUGAGCGUUACGAUUUCUGCUCCAGGCAACAUGCACAGCAGGCGAAGAACCCAGGCAAGGCAGGACCCUCCAAGACCGGCGGAUCGUUCUCGGCGGUGCCCGGAUCAGCAGUUUGUAUGUUGUUGGGGUGCGUCAAGCCGCAAGCGCCCGGCUACGACCACUGCUGCAAGGAUCAUGCAUUGGCGGCACGGAAAUAUAUCCCGAUGUGCACGCUGCGCGGGUGUGUCAAGGACGCGUGGUUCGACUCGAAGCGCAACCAGGUGAAGAACCUCAGGCGUGGGGUGUCUCCCACACUCUCUAUAGUUUUACUAAACCGCCCAUGGGACACCCAUGGGCAGCCCAUGGGUAGCCAAUGA
This is a messenger RNA of Ectocarpus sp. CCAP 1310/34, 1613 nucleotides long. NCBI's taxonomy places the organism in Eukaryota, Phaeophyceae, Ectocarpales, Ectocarpaceae. The record is from the annotation of a GenBank genome assembly.